Messenger RNA from Camellia sinensis, 2120 nucleotides. RefSeq names its product diacylglycerol kinase 1. Gene Ontology annotation, biological process: phospholipase C-activating G protein-coupled receptor signaling pathway. NCBI's taxonomy places the organism in Eukaryota, Viridiplantae, Streptophyta, Magnoliopsida, Ericales, Theaceae. Gene Ontology annotation, molecular function: ATP-dependent diacylglycerol kinase activity. Gene Ontology annotation, cellular component: membrane. The record is from RefSeq and is a predicted model, not a curated record.
CUCUUGGAUCCCGCGACACUACAAUGCAAAAUUGUGCAAAUAAUGUCACUUUCCUCCUCCUUUCUUCCUUCUUUCCUUUCUGCGAAACGCGUUCCGUUUUCCACCUCCCCGUUACCGCGAUCUCGAUUCUCAAUUUCGCAGAAAUAUUCGAAUCCCUUUCAAAACACUUUCCGCUUUGAAUCUCUCUCCACAUAUUCCUCAGGCAAAAGCAUCGUUCGUUUUUUGUGUCUCUCUCUUGAUUCUUGAGUUCUUUUGGAUUUCUAUUCGCUUUGGAUUGCGGCAUUUCAAUUUCGUGUGAAAUCUUCAUCAGUUGAGUAGUAAUGGGUAACCCUGAAUCUGAUAAUACGUUGAAGGAUUACUACAUUCCUGAUUACAUACUUGUACCUGAAUCAAAAGUCGAUGAAGCGUCCCAUAUACCAGCCUGUCCUGUGAUAGUAUUCAUCAAUUCUAAAAGUGGUGGGCAGCUUGGGGGAGAACUUCUGAAAACUUAUCAGACUCUUCUUAAUAAAAAUCAGGUUUUUGAUUUGGGAGAAAAGGCUCCUGACAAGGUGCUACACCAGCUUUACUUCAAUUUGGAGAAGUACAAGAAAAGAGAGGAUAACCUGGCCACUGAAAUUGAGAAGAGAUUGAAAAUAAUUGUUGCUGGUGGGGAUGGUACAGCCGGUUGGCUCCUUGGAGUAGUCUGUGAUCUCAAAUUACCUCGGUCACCACCAAUUGCUACAGUGCCAUUGGGAACUGGAAACAAUCUUCCAUUUGCGUUUGGCUGGGGAAAGAAAAAUCCUGACACAGACUGUCUGUCUGUAGUGGCAUUCUUGGAUCAAGUAAGGAUUGCAAAAGAGAUGAAAAUUGACAGCUGGCAUAUUUUGAUGCGAAUGAAGGUUCCUAAAGAAGGUGCUUGUGAUCCUAUUGCACCUGUGGAUCUACCACAUUCUUUGCACGCGUUUCAUCGUGUGAGCCAAGAUGACACAUUGAACAAGAAUGGUUUCCACACAUUCCGCGGAGGAUUUUGGAACUACUUCAGCAUGGGGAUGGAUGCCCAAGUAUCAUAUGCAUUUCAUGCUGAGAGGAAGUUAAAUCCAGACAAGUUUAAAAAUCAGUUAGUUAAUCAGAAAACGUAUUUAAAGCUUGGGUGUACACAAGGAUGGUUUUAUCCUUCUCUUUUGCAUCCGUCUUCAGGGAAUAUAGCACAGCUGGUAAAGGUUAAGAUCAUGAAAAGCCCGGGUCAGUGGGAAGACCUUCAAAUACCCCGCAGCAUCAGGUCAAUUGUUUGCCUCAACUUGCCCAGUUUUUCUGGUGGACUCAAUCCUUGGGGAGUGCCGAAUAGGAAGAAGAUGCGUUAUAGGGACUUGACUCCUCCAUAUGUUGAUGAUGGCCUUAUUGAGGUGGUUGGUUUUAGAAAUGCUUGGCAUGGGCUCGUUAUGUUUGCUCCAACUGGACAUGGGACUCGCCUUGCGCAGGCAAACAGAAUUCGUUUCGAGUUUCACAAGGGUGCAGCUGAACAUACAUUCAUGAGGAUUGAUGGGGAGCCAUGGAAACAACCUCUCCCUGUAGAUGAUGACACGGUUGUUGUUGAAAUCUCCCACUUUGGCCAAGUUAGCAUGCUCGCCACCCCUUAUUGCCGAUCCAAAAGUGUCGAGGACCCUUCUUCCCCAUGCAUACAGGAUGAUGAUGAGGAGGACGACAGUAAUGAAGAUGAAGACUGGGAAGAGAAGAGGAAGUUAGGGGCAGCUGACACUUUCCGAAUACCAGAUGGGAUUGACAUUUCUCAGCUUAGUUAGCCUCUCCAGAUUUGUUCCAUAAUAAAUUUGUAGUGCUUUUGGUGGCAGCUUUAACUGGCACAAUACUCUGCUACAGCAAGAAGACAAUUCUUAUUGCGUUCAUCUGUCACCAUUGGCAUCCCCUGUUUUAAUUAGUUUAUAAUUCUUCAUUUUUUUUAUUCAUUUGUUAGUCUUAAAACUGUAGUGCAUUUAAUCGGUUGAUUGAUUUAUUGUCCAAUAAAUUGUAGUUUAGAAAUAUAUGAAACAUGGUGUGAACCCUGCAUGUCCUCUGCUUUAGACAAAUUCUUGUAAACUUGGGCUAGAGUUGAGAUAUUAUGAUCGUAUUGUAGAUGUUUAUAGAUG